AAUAAUAAAAAUAAAGUUGUUCUUAGUUAACAUGUCCGCGUGUCUUUGCCCGGGGAUUUACUCUUUACCAAUUUUCUCUGUGACGCCGGAAAGACGUUUAUUGAUCGCUAAUAGACAGAGAAACAAUAUUAACCCGUCACACAUCACAUCUACCUGACGUUAAAUGCUCCCCGAGCGUCUCCAAACGCGCAAAAACGCGCAAAUCAAUCCCAUUGGCCGGAAAUAUGAAUCAUCUCACGGGGGAAUGACGAACGAGAUCACGACUCCGCGGGCUCUAUAUAAACUCCAGAAGUGCAGACCCAACCAUCAACUGCAACAACAAAAAGCAACAACAACAACAGAGAACACUAUCACCCGAGCGCGCAAUGGAGAGGUCCGUCAGAUCCGUGCUGGUGUUCGUAGCUGUUUCCAUCCUCAUUUCCAGCCAUCCCACAGACGCCUGGUACAAGCAGUCGACCGGUCCAAGUUACUAUUCGGUUGGGAGAGCGUCGGGUUUGCUGUCGGGCAUCCGGAGGUCGCCGUAUGUGCGCCGGUCUGAGGGGGAAUCAGCGCUGGACAGCGGAGAGACUCCCGGGGUCUCCAACAGCGUCCUGGCGGAGCUCAGCAGCAGCAACAGCGGCAGACAGACUCCAGUGCUGAAGAACAUGGUACAGCACACACACCAUUCAGAAAACAAACAGGCGAUCUGCGUAAAGGACAUUUCCCCAAACCUACAGAGCUGCGAGCUGCUUCAGGACGGUUCGAGCUCGUUUCGUUGCAAAGCAGACGUGUUUCUGUCGCUCGACUCUCUGGACUGCUUCACCUCAUGAGCGGCGCCGGUCCUUUCCCUCCCCGACCCGAGUCUCUUCCAUUUCAGGAGUGUUUACCGCCGAGGCAGCCAGACGUGCUGUUGACACUGAAUGUUUACCAGAUUCACACCAGAGAGAUCAACGCUGCUCCAGAACAUCUGCUUUCCUGCAAAACAUCACUCCUGUAUACGUGAUGACGUUUAUUAUGACUGACAUUCUAAACGUUUUUGGCGCGAAAGUAAGCAUUUUCUGUGAGCGUGACCGAUUUCCGAUUCAGUCGCUUUAGCUUAGUAAUUGCAAGAAAAGUUGACUGCUGUAAACUUUUUUUCGAUCUCCAAAGCAUAAUUAUAACAAUUAAUUAAAUCAAACAAUUAAAAAUAUCCAUUUGUGAUAUGAGCAGAAAGCUAAAAAUAACUCAAAUCAAAUGACACCGGAAGUGACACACAUUCAAAUUACAUUAUCUAAGUUACUGCUGUUAUGUAAAAAAAAAGAAAGCGUUACACAUUUACAGUAAAAUCUAGAAUUAAGACAGCACAUAAAUGAUAUUUGUUUAGUAUAGCAAACACAAAAGUGAAGUCAAACCAAAUACCAAAUUUCCUUCCAGUGUGAACACAUAUUUUGCAGGAAAACAGAUCUCGAAGAGCAGUUUGAGCCCUCCUGGUUCACAUAAUGUGAAGUAUGCUGCUUGAAAUUUGUAAAUCGAAAAUAAUGAAAUCCACAGAAACAAAACAAAGAGGUGUAUUUUUUUUUGUUCGAUCCGUUUCCCCUCGCACCCGCCCUUCUCCUGUAUCUACCUACAGAUGUAUUAAAUGUUCAUAAAAAGAGUUAUGUUAUGAGCAAAAACUUUCAAAGAUGUUUUCUUUAUUUUAUUAAACUUGAAAGACACACUGUU
Molecule: messenger RNA, 1680 nt
Organism: Danio rerio (zebrafish)
Lineage: Eukaryota; Metazoa; Chordata; Actinopteri; Cypriniformes; Danionidae
Source: RefSeq, a predicted model, not a curated record